Molecule: messenger RNA, 2999 nt
Organism: Symbiodinium necroappetens
Lineage: Eukaryota; Dinophyceae; Suessiales; Symbiodiniaceae
Source: the annotation of a GenBank genome assembly
AUGGAGCUGGCCGGAGAACCCGACUCGUCCCACAAACGUGGACACAUUGAAGAUCGCGGGACCAGCGGUCACAGCGGCGUUGCUUUGGGAGCGCUGCAUGAACAAAAAGAGGAAGCAUCCCAGUUCCGUGGACCGUGCUUGGAGUGCCGUCCGCGUGCGCAGCGGCAGCCAGGCCGCGAGGCGAAUCCCUGGGAGCGCUUCUCCGCAAAGCUGGAGGAUCCCAAAAUCGCAAGGGCGCUCGCCAAGAUGCUCGCCAGGACGGGAGCGCCGCGGCGAUCCAAGAUGACCGAGAAGCUGAUGGCAGCGAGACGGCCAGAUGACGACGACAACACCCAAGAGGUCGCUCUGCCGACAGACCUCCGGAGCUGUGUUCAGAGUGCGACAGGCUUGGCAAUUUUCCUGUCUCCUGGCUGGCUUUGGAGGUUUGGUGCCCUUUCCACACUUCCUGAAGCAGUCGAGCGUCUCGACCUCACGGCUCAGAGCGGCGGAGCCAUGAUCGCCCUUGCCGCCUUCCAGGAGGCGGGCGCGGCCUUGAAAGCGGUGAAAGCGCUGGACGGCUUCGACUGGAGGUUCCGAAGUGGCACAGAGACCCCCAGAAGCCAGAAGCUCAUAGAAGCUCGCCGAGUCGCGGACACUUUGGUCUUCCGGUGGCUCAUCAUGCACGAGGUGCACGAAUGCUUCAGCGCGAAGAUCGUGCAUGACGAAGAGGCCGCUGGAAGCUCGCAGAAGUCUUGCAAAAGCCUGUCUGGCACGGAGUCCAAGGAUCCUCUCAGGCUCCCAUCGCCUGUUGGCGGAUCCUCGGCUCCGGAGGCUUCGGGCUCCGUCCAGGCUCCCGAAGAUCCCAAAGAGCCAGAAGCAGGAUCACCCUCGCCGCCAGCGAAGCCUCGAAGAACUGCACGCGUCAAGCUGCAGCAGACAGGUCGGAGACUGCGCUGGGAGAAGUCCAGCAGCGAGGCCGAGGCCGAAGACCAGCCGCUGGCCCAGCAUCCUACGGGGGCUGCAGUCGCCGCCGUCGAGGAGGUUGCGCCAGAAAUGCGCGAAGUGAAUCUCUCUGACACGCACUUGGUGGUGACUGGCCUGCCUUGGGACUGGAGUGCCCUGCAGCUGCAAAUGCUCUUCACCCCCUUCGGAGGCCUGGCCCUGGUUCGUCUCGAGGAGCUGGCACAGCACGCGGCGGCGGCCGCGCACUUUCAGCAGCCCCAACCAGACUUGCCAGAACUGCGCUGCCAGCACGUCUUGGGCCCCCGGGAGAAGGAACUCUUAGCAAAGGCUGCCGAGGCAGAGCGGCUGAGGAAGGAAGCAGAAGAGGAGGCUGCUCGCCAGCGCAAGGCGGCUGCUGCAGAAGCUGAGAGGUUGCGCCAGGCGGCCCUGUUUGCAAGCCGGCGUGUAAUUUGGGAAGCGGCAAAUGCGGACUUCGCAGCCGCUGUGUUGGCAGAGGCGCAGCCAGCAGAUGCAGAGCGCUGCAAGCGGCUCCAGGCCGCAGCAGAGUCUCUGAGAGAUGCAUCGCUCAGCAAGCAGCGCAGACGAAUGUUCGUUGCACUGGUGGAGGCUGAGCGAAAAAGGCAAGCCACCAUGGCAACGGAAUUGGAGCAUGAGGCCAUGUGCACUUCGGAUGCGGAGUCCAAGGCUUGGCAGCAGUACCUGCUGCAUGCCGAGCACCAGUAUUUGGAGAUGCUGCGGCAGGCAGAAGCUGCAGAGACUCUCGCGAUGUCCAAAGCUGAUCGCGAGAGUCGACGUGCUGAGCAGGCACGGAUUGAUCAGGAACGUCGGCGACGACGAAGAGAACGCGAGUCACAAGCAGCCGAGGGGCGUGCGAUGAAGAAGGCAGACGACGAGAGCCGUCGGGUCGAAGCAGCUACGUUUCUCGCGGAGGAAGAGGCUCGUGAAGAGUUCGAGGCGGAGCUCAUGGAACGGGCGGAGGAUGAGGUUCGGGAGUUCCUCCAAGAGGAGGCAUGCAGACAAGCAGACGAGCGGCGCAGAAUGGCUGCUGAUGAGGCGGAGUUCUUCCGGAGACAGGAGGAGGAGCGGCGGCGACAAGCUGAAGAAGAGAGAAAGCAGAAGCUUGUUCUGGAGUGGAGGAGGAAGAAGGCAGCAAGGAGGGCUCUGGAGUCGGAUGACGAAGAUGAGGCACAGGAGCCGGAGGAAGAGGAGGAUCAAGAGGCGAAGGAGGAGACUUCGGGGAGCCCUACCCGGCCUCAGAAGGCCAUCGUGCGGAAUCCAUUCGGACCCGUCAAUGUCUUCCUCCCACAGCAAGCGCCGGCCCACGAAGAAAAAGCGAAGAAAGCAAGGGAGGAGGAAGCCAAGCGUGCUCGCGAAGAAGAGCGACGCAGGCUGAAGGAUGACGCCGCCAAGAAGCGAAAGCGUGAAACGGAGGAAGCAGCAGCAGAGCUGCAACGGUUUGAACAGGAGUUGCAGCGACGAAGCAACUUCCUCCUACGACGACGGCAGCAGGAAGAGGAGGACCUGCGAAAAGAGGAGGAGGCUCAGCAGCGAGCUGAGAGAGAUGAGCAGGAACGCAAGCAGCGCGAGUUCGAAGCAUCCUGCAUGGCUCGAGAGGAGAAGCUCCGCAUGCCUUUUGAGCUCGAGGAUCGGCGUCGAGAGUCUGAGCGGCGAAAGCGGGAUGAAGCAGAACGCAGAAAGCAGGAACGUGCUGAGAAGAAGAGAAAGGAGCAGGAGGAGAAGCUUCGCGACGAGCGCAGAGCGGAAGCUCGGACUUUCCAUCCUCAGCAGGCUGCCAGGCUGCUGCAAGCCAAGGAGCAGGAAAUCGCGCGAAUGCAAGCUGAACUUCUGAAGCGAAGGCAAGAGGAGGCUCAGAAGAAGUGUCAGCAGAAGCAAGAAGAAGAGAAGCGUGGGCGAGGUGAGAGCUCUUCCUCACCGUCAGCUCAGCAAAGCAGGUCUAGAAGCAGCAGUUCGAGCGCUCGGAAGGAGCGAAAAAAUCGCCGUGGGCUCCGUCGGCAUCGAGGCAGUCGAAGCCGAUCUGUGCCGCCAAAGCGCGACAA